This is a messenger RNA of Spodoptera littoralis (African cotton leafworm), 1227 nucleotides long. NCBI's taxonomy places the organism in Eukaryota, Metazoa, Arthropoda, Insecta, Lepidoptera, Noctuidae. The record is from the annotation of a GenBank genome assembly.
AUGUUUCCGUAUUUUAAUGAAUUUAAAAUAAUAAUUUUCUCAUAUUGGAUACAUGCAGUGCUUCCGAUGUCUUCAAUAUCAGAUAAAAAUCCAGCGUCGUAUCCCGCUGAGUGGAACAGUGAUAUAGCAGAAUAUUUAGUUGUAAAAGGGUUAGUGCCAAAUGACAAAGAUUUACCAAAUGAGAAAAGUUUGGCAAGCGCAUCGAUAGUAAAAGACAUGGAUAACGACGUCACGUAUCUUCUUUCGAAAUUACCCGACGACGAAUUAAUUAAGUUACUAAAUGAACAACCCAGUAAAUCUGAAUAUAAUAUAAAUGACAUCGUCAAACUUGCUACUAAAUAUACGACUAACUUAGCCCCGCCUAAAGAUAAAGAGACUAUCUUGAGUAAAUCUCUUGCACAAUUUAAAAGCGUAUUUGAGAGUCCCAAGAAAAAUAAGAAAAUUUCAACAAGUUUAGAGAAACCUAAACAAGAAGGGCCAGUCUUUCGGCUAGAAGAUAAAGAAUUAGACCCAUUUGCUUCCAACCGAGGUGCUGAUCCUCAAUAUGUCGCUGUACAAAAACUGAACAAUUUAUUGUACAGUCAUCCUUCAGAAGUGGAAUCAGACACAAAGAACGAUGAUGAAGAUAAGAAGAAAGAAUUGUUAUUUGAUGUACUCGUCGCUCAAUUAAAAACACUUUGUUGCAAACGUAAUAAGCCCUCUAAAAAGAAGGAUAAAACUAAAUUGAAACUCAAGGCUUUAUUGAACGACAUUAUGCCACAACCAAUUAUUCAGAAACCUUAUGUACCGGAACACAAAUACUCACAAACCACAACGCCAAAUGAACACAUGUUUUUAAUAAUAAAUGACGAAAUUAAAAGUAAUGGAAGUGACGAUGGACUUAUAUCGGUGGAUCCAGAGAGUCUUGGUUCAAACAGCAGUGUGAUGUUACUAGGACCCAUAGCAACACCUCUAUCCGAAGCACAGCUAAAAAUUGUGAUGAUGCGCAUUACAAACGAACUGUCGAAACCGGAGUAUAUACCACUAUUGCAGCAAAUAUCUGAAGGUACACUCAGUGAUGAAAAUAUAAGGCUUGUGAACAGCUUGGUAUCAGGACCCCAAACACGAAGAUAUAUUAAACCUCACAGGUGUAACCACCAGUCCAAACUAGCAAAAGUAUAUGGAGGCCCCAAAUGGCUAGUUUGUACAGGAUAUUUAAAUUUAAAUGCAGCUAGUUUAUAUGAUUAA